Messenger RNA from Salvia miltiorrhiza (redroot sage), 1755 nucleotides. Its product is annotated as calcium-dependent mitochondrial ATP-magnesium/phosphate carrier protein 2-like. The transcript has 4 exons. The record is from RefSeq and is a predicted model, not a curated record. Gene Ontology annotation, molecular function: calcium ion binding; ATP transmembrane transporter activity. The coding region runs from base 125 to 1534 and encodes 469 amino acids. Gene Ontology annotation, biological process: transmembrane transport. NCBI's taxonomy places the organism in Eukaryota, Viridiplantae, Streptophyta, Magnoliopsida, Lamiales, Lamiaceae.
GAGUCGUGAAUCAAAAUCGACCGACAUGAAUGAAUGCAAUGUGGAGUGAGUGAUACGGUCCACACAUGAGAUUCAUUUCAUAAUGCACUGAAAACUGCGUCUGGCGUGACUGGAGAAGCCAACAAUGGCCGAGAAGAACGCACCCGUCUCCAUGGACCACGUUCUCGCCGCGUCGCGGGAGACCAAGGAGGAGCGUGAGGCUAGAAUCCGCACUUUGUUCACUUUCUUCGACUCCAAAAAUCUAGGGUAUAUCGGUCCCGCCCAAAUCCAAAGCGGCCUGUCGGCGAUGCGAAUUCCGGCGGAUUACAAGUUCGCCAAGGAGCUGUUGGAAGCGUGCGACGCCAAUCAGGACGAUACGGUUGAUUAUCAGGAGUUUCGGAAGUACAUGGAUGAUAAGGAGCUGGAGCUCUACAGGAUUUUCCAGGCGAUCGACGUCGAGCGCGACGGCGGCAUUGUGCCGGAGGAGUUGUUAGCUGCUCUUGUUAAGGCUGGGAUAGAAGUUAAAGAUAAUGAGCUUGCAAGGUUUGUGGAGCAUGUAGAUAAAGACAAUAAUGGAGUGAUUACUUUCAAAGAGUGGAGGGAUUUUCUGCUGCUUUACCCACAUGAGGCCACCAUAGAGAACAUCUAUCACUAUUGGGAAAGGGUGUAUCUUGUAGAUAUUGGUGAGCAUGCUGUGAUUCUUGAAGGUAUCAGUAAACAUGCUAAUGCAACCAAGUAUCUAAUCGCUGGAGGAGUCGCUGGAGCUGCUUCCCGAACUGCCACUGCCCCUCUUGAUCUACUAAAGGUGAUCUUUCAAGUCCAGACUAAGCACGUUCCAUUUGGUUAUGCUGUUCAAAGCAUAUGGAAGGAGGGUGGUCUUUUAGGUUUCUUUCGAGGUAAUGGGCUAAAUGUCUUAAAGGUUGGACCGGAGAGUGCUAUCAAGUUUUACACUUAUGAAAAGCUGAAAAUUAUAAUUGGGGAUGCUAAUGGGGGUUCAGGAAUUUUGGGCCUACUCACUGCUGGUGGGUUGGCAGGAGCGGUGGCACAAACCUCUAUUUAUCCAAUGGAUCUUGUCAAAACACGAUUACAAACAUAUUCUUCCAACAGAGGGAGUGCUCCAAAUAUUGGGAAACUAGCUAGAGAUAUUUGGGUUCAGGAGGGACCUCGAGCCUUUUAUAAAGGGUUGAUACCAUCUCUUCUUGGAAUUAUUCCUUAUGCAGGCAUUGACCUUGCUGCUUACGAGACCUUGAAAGAUUUUUCCAGUAAAUAUAUUCUUCAUGAUGAUGAACCUGGGAUUCUUGUGCAACUCGGUUGUGGAACAAUUUCCGGAGCUCUUGGAGCAACAUGUGUCUACCCACUGCAGGUGGUAAGAACAAGGAUGCAGGCUCAACGAACUCAGAUCAGCAUGUCGGAUGUAUUCAAGAAUACUUAUCGGAUGGAAAAGUUGAGAGGCUUCUAUAAAGGGAUUUUCCCAAAUCUUCUCAAAGUUGUGCCAUCAGCAAGCAUCACAUAUCUGGUUUAUGAAACCAUGAAAAAGGGUUUGCAUCUUGACUAGUUCAUGCUUUCUUUCCCAGUACUUGUUUGUAUGUUGUGCAAAGCUGGUGAUAUUGGUAAUGCCGAAUAUGCGAGCAUUCUUGAGGUUUCUGACAUUUCGAUAAUUAUCGAUUCCUGAGAAUAGCUCAAGAGGUGUGGCUAUUCUAUAUUGGAUCAGGCAGUUGAUUGUUGUUUAUUUUUUGUCAAUUAUAAAAUUUCCAUGGGUUUUACUUGGUUUAUAAA